AUGAACGGAGAGCUGAGAAUAAUGAAAGAGGCUCUAAGAGGAAGCGGAGAAGCCGGACGAAAUGGCCCAGAGAGGCGUGGUGAUGGUGAAAAGGGAGGGAAAGUGAAGGAGAAGUCAGAAUGUACUUGCAAGUUUUGGUUAGAUCUCAGCGAGAGAAACUCUAGGGUUUCAAGAAGCUUGAGAGCCUCUGCUUGUUCUGCUGAGGUUGCUACAAUCAUCUUGGAGAAUCCGUCGACUAACCGACCCCAGGAGUCUUGGCAUAAGCAGGUGACCGCUCCCCUAUUUUCAGCAUUGGCUGAUUUCGCGUUGUCGUUGCCUACAAAGGAGGCGUCAAUGUUCACCUUCAAUGUACCAGGGGGAGUUUCGCUCCAUAUCCGAGAUGUCCAAGGGCAAAGCAACAACGUGUGCUCGAUGGUUUCCACUUCUUGUUUGCAUAUAGGGCAUACAACCGGCGUUGGCGCCGAUUUCAACCCUUUGAAGGCCCCAUGAUCAUUAAUGAAAUGCUUCGGAAUUAGUUGAGUGAAGGCCCUGGUUUCUUGCAUUGUAUCCAAAACCAGAACUUCUUGUUCCUUGAUCAAUUCAAUAAUUUGAAGAAUAUUAUUCCAACCUGUCGUCCUUCUUGGGCGGCAUUAGCCCAAUCCAUUCCCUGAACACAUAAAAUAAUGUCAAU
This is a messenger RNA of Eucalyptus grandis, 670 nucleotides long. RefSeq lists its product as uncharacterized. Lineage: Eukaryota; Viridiplantae; Streptophyta; Magnoliopsida; Myrtales; Myrtaceae. The record is from RefSeq and is a predicted model, not a curated record. The transcript has 4 exons. The coding region runs from base 1 to 489 and encodes 162 amino acids.